Molecule: messenger RNA, 2606 nt
Organism: Triplophysa dalaica
Lineage: Eukaryota; Metazoa; Chordata; Actinopteri; Cypriniformes; Nemacheilidae
Gene: pepd
Product: peptidase D
Exons: 15
Coding region: 85-1560 (491 amino acids)
Molecular function (GO): metalloaminopeptidase activity; manganese ion binding
Source: RefSeq, a predicted model, not a curated record
UCAUGUGAACGCUUGUACACUGUGAACGCGCAGAGGUCAGCUGACGCGCGUCACGUGACUGGAUCUCUCAGCAGCAGCGCGAGCAUGGCAGCAUCACAGCAGAAGGCAGUGUAUUGGCUGGGAAAUGACACUCUGAGAGUGUCAGCCGCCCUGUUUGCAGAAAACCGAAAGCGCCUGUGUCGUGCCCUGAAAGCAGAGAAGAAGCUGAAACCCGGAUCUGUGAUUCUGCUUCAAGGAGGAGAACAGCAGCAGAGAUACUGCACGGACACAGACGCGGUCUUCAGACAGGAGUCUUUCUUCCAUUGGGCUUUUGGUGUGACGGAGGCUGACUGCUAUGGUGCCAUCGAUGUGAACUCCAACAAAUCUGUCCUGUUUGUUCCCAAGCUGCCAGAGAGCUAUGCAACAUGGAUGGGCGAGAUCUUCCCACCCGAACACUUCAAGGAGAAAUACGCCGUGGAUGAAGUGCAUUACACCUCUGAUAUCGCUGAUGUCCUGGCCAAAAAGAAGCCAAGUGUCCUCCUCACGCUGCGGGGGGUGAACACAGACAGCGGCAGUACCUGUCGUGAAGCGUCGUUUGAAGGCAUCAGCCAGUUUGAGGUGAAUAACACUCUGUUGCACCCGGUCAUCGUGGAGUGUCGUUUACUUAAGACUGACAUGGAGCUGGAGGUCCUGCGCUACACAAACCGGAUUUCCAGCGAGGCCCACAAAGAGGUGAUGAGACGUGUGAAGGCGGGACUGAAAGAGUAUGAGAUGGAGAGUCUGUUCGAGCAUUACUGUUACUCUCGCGGUGGGAUGCGUCACACCUCAUACACCUGCAUCUGUGGAAGUGGGAAUAACUCUUCAGUCCUGCACUACGGACACGCUGGUGCUCCAAAUGACAAAACCAUUCAGGAUGGAGACAUGUGUCUGUUUGAUAUGGGUGGAGAAUAUUACUGCUACUCCUCUGACAUCACCUGCUCAUUCCCAGCCAAUGGAAAGUUCACAUCUGACCAGAGAGCCGUUUAUGAAGCUGUGCUCAAAUCCUCCAGAGCGGUCAUGGCCGCCAUCAAACCAGGUGUGAAGUGGACAGACAUGCAUCGUCUGGCUGACCGUGUUCAUCUGGAGGAGCUGGUUAAGAUGGGUAUUCUGCGUGGUGAUGUGGACGAGAUGAUGAAGGUUCAUAUGGGCGCUGUGUUCAUGCCUCAUGGUCUGGGUCACCUGCUGGGCAUCGACGUUCAUGAUGUGGGAGGAUACCCAGAGGGCAUCGAGCGCAUCGAUGAGCCGGGUCUGAAGAGUCUCCGUAUGGGUCGUGUGGUGAAGGAGCGUAUGGUCCUGACGGUGGAGCCGGGGAUCUAUUUCAUCAAUCAUCUGCUGGAUAAAGCCCUGAACGCAUCUCAACAGUGUAACUUCAUCAACAAUGACGUCCUGGCUCGCUUCCGCGGCUUCGGAGGGGUGCGUAUUGAGGAUGACAUCGCCGUGACAGCUGAUGGUGUGGAGCUGCUCACCUGUGUUCCUCGAACCGUAGAAGAAAUCGAGGCCUUCAUGGCGGAGGGGACGUCCAAACCCUUCAGUCCAAUCUAAAUCACUCCUGAAAUUCUGAUGAUGACACUCCUGUUCUGUAUCAUGUCUGGAUUUAUUACAGUUGAAUGAAUAUCUUUGAUAUUUCGUUCAAUAAAGGGAAAUCAAUCACACGUGAUGUUAGUGUGUGACAGCAGAUGCUUUGAUGACAGUGAGAUUCAUUCUGUAAAUCAAUAUAUGCUGCCUGAGCCAAUAUUUCAAUAUCACAAGUAUAACAAUGAAUUACAGGAUCAUUAUGCAUGAAUGUAGAACAUUUGAACAUUAAUUCUUGCAAAGUAACUCCCUGUGAUUUACUCUCAUAAUCAUAAUGACGGUUCUUACAUUUUUUAGCUGACUUGUGAAAACUCUUUUCAAAUUUUUAAUAAACAUCUGAUUGUUCUAGCAUCUAAAACUGCAUCUUAAUAUUUUUUAAAUGAUACCAGUUGGUUGGUUUGAUAGAGAAGUUUUUUGAUCUAUGAUCUUUGCUCAAGUUCCUUUAGAGGGAAAUCUAUUUUAAGGAGCCACUCUUGGUAUGUCUGAAAAUCACGAUGUCUCUUAUGAAAAUAUGUUUUUCUCGGCUAGUGCUCCUUUCCUGAUCCUCCUGCCCUCUCUCUUCCCCAUCACUUCAUAUUUUUCUCAACUGUCCUAUGACAAAUGGAAAAGCCUAAUAAAUGUGGGUAAGUGGGUAACCCACGUAUAAUGUGUAGAAAAUGAAUGAGGACUGAUCUGAUAAGUUUGAGGUGAAUCUACUGUAAGUACUGAAUGCUUAUCCUUACAAGGAAUGAUUUCUGUAUGAGGAACACAGAGAUAUAAAUGUAAAGCAAGUUCGAACCUGGACAUACAAAAUAAUACAAAAGAAGAUGCAAAAAGAGACUUAACUCCACUGGGUGAUGUAAGCACAAAUGUUCCUGAGUUAAUUCAACAUGAAUGUGAAACUGAAAAUUACUUAAAUCUCCUGAAAUCUAAACAAGUCUAUUGGAUUGAUUGAAAGGGUUUUAUAUAAGCAUUAACCUAAAGUGUGAACUACAAUUGUGUGCAUUUUUAUGAGCUAAUAAAUUUUAUUUUGAUCA